This is a messenger RNA of Amoebophrya sp. A120, 1368 nucleotides long. NCBI's taxonomy places the organism in Eukaryota, Dinophyceae, Syndiniales, Amoebophryaceae. The record is from the annotation of a GenBank genome assembly.
AUGCGUACUCUACUCCAACAUCUUUUUCAAAUGAGCUCGCUCUACUUCUGUGGGACCGUUUAUUCCGUGUCCUUUCUUCUAUGCCUGGAAACGGCUUUCAUGAGCGGGGAGAUCUCGCCGGAAAGGAAUUAUUUCUCCAAAUCUUCGCAUUUUUUCGCGAACGCUCUUCGACUGGUCAAGACCGGGCCGUCCCGAGGAAGACAACUACAACCUCGUCAAGUAAAAAAUCAUGAUCUUCAAAGUCAAGCCACCGCGAAAAGAGCAAAUGAAGUCGAAACCGUGAGGAAAAGCCCGCGGCUGAGCGAUUGGAUUUCUGGGAAGAAAGCGUAUCCUGUGCAAGAAGAGCAUUGUGUAUGAUGAAGACGAUGAUCAAUUGGAAUUGCAUAUGCAUUUUACGACCUUGCUUAGCACGAUCAUGAAUUACAGAUGAAAUUCAAAUUAUUUGGAUUUUUGCUGGUAGUCGUAAUUCAUUAAGUACCUACCUGAGUAGAUCAUGAGAGAGACCGAUCAGAUCUAUGAUUUCGAUUUGUCAUGUUGCAUGCAGCUUUUCGUUUUCCCUGGAGAAGAGUAUGGAAAUAAUCGAAUUACUACGAGCGCAAUACAGUUUUUGCACAGGAUAUUAGUAGAGCGUCCCGCGGCGGCCGCGACGUUCACGUGGCGACCCCGUCAGGAGCGUCAUCUCUGGUCCAGAAAAACAUGUAUGUCUACGUACCUUACGGGGAUGAUCAUUUGGAAGGUUGCCUACACGGUGACUGUAUGAAUUGCAAAAGUGUCUGGAUCUGGAAGGUUGCAACUUGUCGUCGUAAAUCUGAAGCAUGCAAAAAUCUGUGUUGCAUCCGUGCCAAAAGCUGUCCACUUCUGACCAAGGUGGAAGGUGGGAGUUUCUCAUGCAGGAUAGGCAUUGCAGAGACCACCUCGCAGAGUCUGUCAUACUAAGUCCCGCAUUCCAGACCUCGUGGCUCAUGGAAAAUCUGCAUGACAAGUCUAAUUACACUUUAUUUCCAGACCCAGACAUUUUUGCACUUGAUGGACUGGCAGCCGUCAACCCGGGAGGUGGCAGCGAAGUGCGCAAGCCAAGGCCCCGAAUACGAAGAGACGCAAACAUACUACGUACACUGCUUUCGAGGCAAUCGAUGCGUGGGCGGCAUCGAUUGCCUAAGGGUUAGGGGGAGAGAAAGGCUGUUCACAUGUCCGCAAAAUUGCGAGGGGAAGUGGGAAAGAACCGAAUCGCAUUUACCUUCUGUGGAGCAGUGCGUAAACGAUGGAAGGAGGAUAUCCAAAAAAAAAAUGUUAACAUUAACAUUUUCACUAGUCAACUUUUUCGCAUAUUUUCGUGUGAUUUUUUUUUUAGUUUUUCAUGCCAAGUAG